This is a messenger RNA of Tyto alba (common barn owl), 8049 nucleotides long. RefSeq names its product mitogen-activated protein kinase kinase kinase 1 (gene MAP3K1). NCBI's taxonomy places the organism in Eukaryota, Metazoa, Chordata, Aves, Strigiformes, Tytonidae. The record is from RefSeq and is a predicted model, not a curated record. The transcript is spliced from 20 exons. Bases 46 to 4578 code for a protein of 1510 amino acids. Gene Ontology annotation, biological process: protein phosphorylation. Gene Ontology annotation, molecular function: zinc ion binding; protein kinase activity; ATP binding.
UCCCCCCCCCGGACCUCGGGAGCCCGAUGUGACCCGCCAGAGAAAAUGGCGGCGGCGGCGGGGAAUCGCACCUCGUCGUCGGGAUUAUCCUCGGGCAGCGGCGGGGAGGCGGCCGCCGCCGCCGCCUGCGGGAGCUUGAAGGGCGGCGCGGCCGCGGGGAGUGCCGCCGGGAGCGGCGGGGGGCUGCCGAGGGAGGCGGGCGGCGGCUGCCGGGAGCAGCGCUCUGACUGGAGGCGGAAGCAGCUGCGCAAAGUGCGGAGCGUGGAGCUGGACCGGCUGCCCGAGGCGCCCCUCUUCCUCGCCGCCGCCCCGGCCGCCGCCUCCUCCUCCUCCUCCUCCUCCUCGCCGGAGCCCCCCGAGGCACUGCUGCUCCACUACCUGCCCGGGCCGCCGCGCUCCAGCCCCGCCAGCCCGGCUGCCUCCCCCAGCCGCUGCGCCGAGCUGCUGGAGCCGCUGCCGGCGGGGAGCCCGACGGGGACCGACCCCGCCGCGGGGCGGAGGAUGGAGCCGUCUCCCCCUGCGAGUCGUGACAUGGAGAAUAAAGAAACACUCAGGGGGUUGCAGAAGAUGGAUGACCGCCCAGAAGAGCGCAUGAUCAGGGAGAAACUCAAGGCAACGUGUAUGCCAGCCUGGAAGCAUGAAUGGCUUGAAAGAAGAAGCAGGAGAGGCCCUGUGGUGGUGAAACCUAUCCCUGGAAAAGGAGAUGGAUUGGAAAUGAACAAACUCUCUCUAGAACCUCAACCUGAAGGACAAAGCACUGCUUCUUCACCUACACAAAAAGGAAGACGUAGUCCUUCUCCUAGUAGCUCCUCUUCAUCAUCUUCAAGGACAGUUAAAUCUGAAUCACCAGGUGUUAGAAGAAAAAGGGUAUCUCCAGUGCCUUUUCAGAGUGGACGAAUAACACCACCUCGACGAGCCCCAUCUCCAGAUGGCUUCUCUCCAUACAGCCCUGAGGAAACAAAUCGUCGUGUCAACAAAGUUAUGCGAGCCAGGCUCUACUUGCUGCAGCAGAUAGGACCCAACUCUUUCUUAAUUGGAGGAGACAGCCCUGAUAAUAAAUAUAGAGUGUUUAUUGGGCCGCAGACUUGUAGCUGUGGCCGUGGGACGUUUUGUAUUCAUCUGCUGUUCGUUAUGCUGCGAGUGUUCCAGCUUGAACCCUCAGACCCAAUGCUCUGGAGAAAGACACUGAAGAACUUUGAGGUUGAGAGUUUGUUCCAGAAAUAUCACAGUAGGCGUAGCUCAAGGAUCAAAGCUCCAUCUCGUAACACCAUCCAGAAGUUUGUCUCACGCAUGUCAAAUUCUCAUACAUUGUCAUCAUCUAGUACUUCUACAUCUAGUUCAGAAAACAGUAUGAAGGAUGAAGAAGAACAGAUGUGCCCCAUUUGUUUGUUAGGCAUGCUGGAUGAAGAGAGCCUAACUGUGUGUGAAGAUGGUUGCAGGAACAAAUUACACCACCACUGCAUGUCAAUAUGGGCAGAAGAAUGCAGAAGAAACAGAGAGCCACUUAUCUGUCCUCUUUGUAGGUCUAAAUGGAGAUCUCAUGAUUUCUAUAGUCAUGAAUUGCCAAGCCCUGUGGAUUCUUCUGUUCUCCGUGUGGUUCAGCAGCAAACUCAGCAACAAUCUACAGCUGGAUCACAGAGAAGAACCCAGGAUAGCAAUUUUAACCUUACUCAUUAUGGAGUCCAGCAGAUCCCUUCUGCCUAUAAAGAUUUAGCUGAGCCAUGGAUUCAGGUGUUUGGAAUGGAGUUAGUUGGCUGCUUGUUUUCUCGAAACUGGAAUAUACGAGAGAUGGCACUUAGGCGUCUUUCCCAUGAUGUUAGUGGUGCUCUAUUACUGGCUAAUGGUGAAAGCACUGGAAAUUCUGGAAGCAGCAGUGGAAACAACACAAGUGCUGGAGCUCUGGGAGCAGCUAGUGGGUCAUCUCAGACCAGUAUCUCAGGAGAUGUGGUGGUGGAAUCCUGCUGCAGUGUGCUGUCCAUGGUCUGUGCUGACCCUGUCUACAAAGUGUAUGUUGCUGCUUUAAAAACUUUAAGAGCCAUGCUGGUAUAUACUCCCUGUCAUACUUUAGCAGAGAGGACUAAACUACAGCGACUUCUCAAGCCAGUUGUAGAGACAAUAUUAGUUAAAUGUGCAGAUGCCAACAGUCGAACAAGUCAACUUUCAGUCUCAACGCUACUGGAGAUGUGUAAAGGCCAAGCGGGCGAGCUGGCAAUUGGGAGAGAAAUACUUAAAUCUGGGUCCAUUGGUAUUGGUGGUGUUGAUUAUGUCUUAAAUUGUAUUCUUGGAACACAAACUGAAUCUAGCAACUGGCAAGCGCUACUGGGGCGACUUUGUCUAAUAGACAGACUUCUGUUGGAAUUUCCUGGUGAAUUUUAUCCUCACAUUGUCUGUGGAGAUGUUUUACAGGCUGAUACUGUAGUGGACAGGUAUAAGAAACUUCUCUCCCUCUUAACUUUCGCCUUGCAGUCCAUUGACAAUUCCCACUCAAUGGUUGGUAAACUAUCACGGAGAGUAUUUUUGAGUGCAGCAAGAAUGGUGGCAAGAGUGCCCCAUGUUUUUGUAAAGCUCUUAGAAAUGUUGAGUGUGACGAGUUCAACUCAUUAUGCAAGGAUGCGUCGACGUCUGAUGGCAAUAGCAGAUGAAAUGGAAAUUGCAGAAGCUAUCCAGCUAGGCAUGGAAGAAAUGCACUCGGGGGAAUGUCAGCAUGAAGACUUUCUGCAGCUACCUGUACCGGAUAACUCUCCAGAAGCUACAGAAAAUAAUACUCCUAACAAUACUGUCCAGUUGUCAGGGAAAAGUGGGAAAGGCUUAAGUGAUAAAAAACUGAGUGCCAGUCCAGAAGACAUAUCUGAGACUCUAGAUGGCCUUGUUGUGGGACUUCCUGUUUCAUUAGUAACCACUGAGCAACCAAAGCCAGCCAUUCAAACAAAAGGAAAACCCCACAGUCAGUGUUUGAACUCUUCUCCCUCAUCCAGUCAUUCCCAGUCACUAUUCCCGACGCUUCUGUCUCCUUCAAACCCAUCUGUACCAGCUGGCACUGUAACAGAUGUCUCUAAACUCAGACCUCAGGGAUUCAUUCCCUGCAAAAUCCCCUCACCCUCUCCUCAAACACAGCGGAAACUUUCUCUCCAGUUUCAGAGAAACUGUUCUGAAAAUAAAGAACCAGAGAAACUUUCUCCACUUUUUACCCAAGCCAGGCCAUUGCCAUCCAGUCACAUACACAGGCCAAAGCCAUCACGACCCACCCCAAGUGAUGUGAACAAGCAGGGAGAAACCUUAAAAAACAGUAUGACGCUUGACCUGAAUGAUAUCUCACAGUGUGAUGGCAAUAGUAGUAGUAGUAGCAGUGCAGUUAUACCAAGUGAAGAGACAGUGUUCACACCAGUAGAUGAAAAAUGUCGAUUGGAUGUUAAUGCAGAGCUCAAUUCCAGUAUUGAGGACCUACUCGAGGCCUCCAUGCCAACGAGUGAUGGCACAGUUACAUUCAAGUCUGAGGUUGCAGUGCUUUCUCCUGAGCGGGCAGAAAAUGAUGAUACUUACAAAGAUGAUGUAAAUCAUAAUCAAAAAUGCAAGGAAAAGAUGGAAGCUGAAGAGGAGGAAGCUUUAGCUAUUGCUAUGGCAAUGUCAGCAUCUCAAGAUGCCCUGCCAAUAAUUCCUCAACUACAGGUUGAAAAUGGUGAAGAUAUCAUAAUCAUUCAGCAGGACACACCAGAAACCCUGCCUGGACAUACCAAAGCAAAACACCAUUACAGAGAAGAUGCGGAAUGGCUUAAAGGUCAGCAAAUUGGUCUUGGAGCUUUCUCUUCCUGUUACCAAGCUCAAGAUGUAGGAACAGGGACUUUAAUGGCUGUAAAACAGGUGACAUAUGUCAGGAACACAUCAUCGGAGCAAGAAGAGGUAGUUGAAGCACUGAGAGAAGAAAUAAGGAUGAUGAGUCAUCUGAAUCAUCCUAACAUUAUUCGAAUGCUGGGUGCUACAUGUGAGAAGAGCAACUAUAACCUCUUUAUUGAAUGGAUGGCAGGGGGUUCGGUUGCUCAUUUAUUAAGUAAAUAUGGAGCCUUCAAAGAAUCGGUUAUUGUUAAUUACACAGAACAACUGUUACGUGGCCUUUCUUACCUCCAUGAGAAUCAGAUAAUCCAUAGAGAUGUUAAAGGUGCCAAUUUGCUAAUUGACAGCACAGGUCAUAGAUUAAGAAUUGCUGAUUUUGGAGCUGCAGCCAGGUUGGCAUCAAAAGGAACUGGUGCUGGAGAGUUUCAGGGACAGUUGUUGGGAACUAUUGCAUUUAUGGCACCAGAGGUUCUGAGAGGUCAGCAAUAUGGUAGGAGCUGUGAUGUGUGGAGCGUUGGCUGUGUUGUUAUAGAAAUGGCCUGUGCUAAACCUCCCUGGAAUGCAGAGAAACACUCCAAUCAUCUUGCUCUGAUAUUCAAGAUUGCUAGUGCAACUACUGCUCCAUCAAUCCCUACACAUCUGUCUCCUGGCUUGAAAGAUGUGACUCUUCGGUGUUUAGAACUUCAACCUCAGGACAGACCCCCAUCAAGGGAGCUGCUGAAACACCCGGUCUUCCGUACUACAUGGUAGCUACUUAUGAAUAAGGCUGUUAUACUGAAGAAGAUGCUACUGAAUAUACAAUAUCUCUCUUGCAGUGCAGUUAAGCACAGCAAAUUAUAUUAUUCUGCUGGCCUUAACAAUAGAUACAUCAAGAACUUAAGGCCAGUGGAGGACCCUACCCAAGUAUGUGAUUGACAAAUCGAAAUCUUUACCUAAGCUCAGUAUGCAACAUUUCACAACUUGUGCAGAGAUUUGUAAACUGUGCCUUUUCAGACAUUUGGCUCUAUGUGAACACAAAAGCAUUUUUCCUUAAAUCUGCAUGAUUAUUUAGCAGAUAAGUGAUUUUUAUUUUAUUUGGAGCACUUUUUCAGCAAUAUUAGCAGCUGAGGGGCUCAGGAUCUAUUUUAAUACAGCAAUCACUGUUCCAUUUGACAUCAUGUAGAUUUAAGCAGAGGGUUCUCCAAUCAGUCAAUUUUCAGCACUGUUCAGCACUGACAGUUCUGUAUCUGUCCCUUUUAAUUUCACAAAGGUCUCUGAGUAACAAAUGAGUAAAAACACUGAUGGAUACUUAAAAAAAAAAAAAAUAGAAAAAAGAAAAACAAAAAACAAACAAAAAAAAAAAACCAAACCAAAACAAAGCAUUUAGCCUUCCUUAAAGUUAAGAGCAGGCAGUUGUGGUUCACCAUACAUUUACUGCUGGCCAUGUAAUUUCUUUUGAAAUGGAAGUUUGUUUUCAUUGUAUUUUUAACUUUCAGGGAAAGGUGAUCUUUUAAAAAUAGUCUUUAGAAAAAGAUGCAAGCUGUGUCAUGAAACAUCUUGCUGACACAAGAGUUUUAAAAACAGAUUUGCUGGAAAUCUGGAAAAAAAAUUCCAUCUGCAAUAAGGCGAUGUUGAAGGCUCUGAUACUAUAGGUUAUUUUUUAAAAACGAAACAGAAGAAACAAAGUUGUUCUGCAUAAAACAACUUAGCCUGAAUCAUGCUAAAAGUUGUUGAGCCUUCUUUUCAUAUAGCAGUUUCUUCUGGGAAGUUGUGUAGAGAAGUUUCUUGUCACAAGCCCCAAACCCAGCUCCCAUUAAAGUUUAUGGGAGACUUUGUUCUGUACGUCAGUGGGAGUGGGUGCUAUCUACAAGCAAGUCUCAUUCUUUGUGUAACAAGAACUGAGGUCACGUUCUCUACUGAUAAUGAGUUUUACCUGCUGUUUUCCUUCUGCCGUACAUCAUCUAUUUACUGUAGCCAUUAGUGAUAAUUUAAUCUGAAAAUGUUAAAAAUAUUACCAUAAGAAAGGUAUUUAUUUUAACAAGAAACAAACUUGGACUUGAAAAGCAAGAUAAAGUAAAAUGUGAAGUAAAGCUUCACCUGUAGUGCAAGACUUGUGUUUUUUAGCAGGUGUGUUUUUUUAAAAAAGAGGUUUUUAAAGUUAUUUUAAAGGCAGGUUUUUAGAUUCUGAUGCAUGUAAUUCUGAAGGAAAAUGGCAGCUUUUCUUUUGCUUUUUUAAAUAUGGGGAUCUUUUUAAAUAAAAUACUGAUUGUGUUUAAUCCAUUUGGAAAAAAAAUACUGUUUAUGUUUUAACUCUUCAGAAGCCAGUUGGAUUGUUGGACUGAAAUAGAAUUGGUUAUUUUCAAAGACUCAGGACAAACUAAAUAAGCUAUAGUACAUUAAAAAUGUACGAUAAAAAUUGGAAGUAAAACAUCUUAAAGAUAAGUUUACAGGAAUGAUAGUGCUCAUACUAAUAAAAAACAGCAGUGUCAUUAGUUGUGAAUGUUUUUCUUUUGGAAAUUUUACAUUCCUUUGUUUUGAAGAUUGGCAGACUUUGAAGAGUUAAAAAGAUAAUACUGAAAUGUGAAGUUUGGUAGCUCUAACUGUUUUGUACUUGACUUUUUUUUUUUUUUUACCACUUUAGAAUUUCUCAUUCUAAUAAGAUUGUUUCCAAGUCUUUUUUAUGUGCAAGCUUUAAAGGAUGCACUCUUGCCAAUUCAUGUACUGGAAGAUCAGUUGUCAGAUUAAUACUGUUUCUGGCAGAAAUGUAAACUGUAUAAACUGAUGAACCUCAGCUAAUCAGUAUUACUUUGUAGAUCACCAUGCCUACCACAUUUCAAACUUAAACUGCCUCUAGGUGUCCAAAUGCAUUUGUCUGAGUUUGUUUGCGUGUCCCUCAGCUUGCUGGUAAUUGUGGUGUUUUUAAAAUGCAGAUGUGAUGUAAUAUUCUUAUUUUCUUUGGAUCAAAGCUGGACUGAAAAUUGUAUUGUGUAAUUAUUUUUUUGUGUCCUUAAUGUUAUUUGGUACUUAAGUUGUAAAUAACGUCUACUGCUGUUUAUUCCAGUUUCUACUACCUCAGGUGUCCUAUAGAGUUUCUUCUACCAAAGUUCACUUUCACAAUGAAAUUAUAUUUGCUAUGUGACUGAUUCCUAAGACUUCCAGGGCUUAAGGGCUAACUUCUAUUAGCACCUUACUGUGCAAACAAAUUUUACAGAAAUCUCUGGGUUAAGAAAUUUGGCUUCAUUGUAUCCUUUGUUAUUUUAAAUAUAUCAAGAUAUUUUAAUUAAAAGUUUUUACCCCAUUGAACCAAUUUUAUAUAGUAUAAUUUGUACCUAUUUUGGUGGGUUUUGUCUUUAUAGUAAAUAAAAGUUUUUGAACAAAUUUUGUCCUUUGCUCAUUACAAUGUAAACACUUCCCGUUUACUGAUGUGAAUAAAAUAUUUCUGGUGCACUUCACUGCUUAUACAGAAUUUCAUAUGCCAUAUCUGAUAUAUCAAGACUUAGAUUCUAAUAUUAAAUGACACUAUGAAUGGGUAUAGGCUGAUAUAUCUUAAGUGUAUCAAUAAAGAAUGCUUAGAUAAAGGGCAGCAACAAACGCUAAAUUGGUUUUUUUAAUCAAUAAUAAAGGUAGGAACUUCCCUUACAACAGUGUUGUAUCUAUGAACCUUACUUGCUUAUGCCUUUCAAUCAAACAUUAAACGUUUAAAUCUUGCAUUACUGCAAAGGUAACUUAAUUGCUCAGUCAGGUGACUUGAUUUCAUUAAAUCAGUUCUGGAGCCAUUGAGGUAUGUCUUGGAAAUUAAUCUGCUAUUUUAUGUUUUUAGUGAAAUGAUUCUGUUGCUUGUGAUUUAAGCAGCAAACAUAAUCCUUAACUUAUUCAGGCAACCUGAAUGUGUUUUGCAAAGCUAGGGCUUGUUUCAGUUGCUUGUCGUUCUCCUGAUUUUUUGAUAUUUUUGAAAUGAAUCCAUUUUUUUAUAGUUGAAAAAUAAGUUUGUGUUCUGUAGCCUUUUUUGUGACUACUAAAUUCUACAUUUUGGAGGAUCACUCUUUUUAUAGUCUCCAUUACUUAUGUAGCUUUCUGGAAAUAGAGAUGAAUAUAGCAAUUCACCAGCAAAAAUUGUCAGCAGAAAUCUUCAGAUAAACUCUAAUGCCUGAUUUUUUAAAAUCAGAAAAAUGUACUAACUGAAAUAUCAAGACGGAAAAUAUAUGCCGAGGAUUAAAUAAAAGAUAAAUUGAGUGCAAUGCA